This is a messenger RNA of Schistocerca gregaria, 771 nucleotides long. RefSeq lists its product as uncharacterized. The transcript has 3 exons. The coding region runs from base 82 to 405 and encodes 107 amino acids. NCBI's taxonomy places the organism in Eukaryota, Metazoa, Arthropoda, Insecta, Orthoptera, Acrididae. The record is from RefSeq and is a predicted model, not a curated record.
AUAACCGAUGGAUCGAGUGUUUAAAUAUAUAUAUAAACGAAAACAUAACGCAAGAAGCAGUAGUAGUUCUCACUGAGUACAAUGAAGGCUGCUCUGUUGCUUGUUGCUGCCCUGGUAGCAGUGGUGGAGGUCCACGGACAACCAGAAGAGUCGACCACCGUCGCCAACCCACAACCAACCACCGUCACUAAUCCACAACCAACCACCGUCACUACGCCGAAACCAACCACAGAAAGCUCGCCCGCGGAAGACGAAGAUGCCAUAUGUGUGGAGGCAGACAACACUCUGUACUUGUAUGCUAAUGUCCAGAAGCUGUAUUAUUGCUACGACCUGCUACCGAAAAUUUACGUGGUGCAAUCAAAGGACAAAUGUACGACAGAGCUGUUAGACUGUCCACGGAACUGAAAUCCAAGUUGCCGGCUCACCCUUAAGGGGGUGAUUACGAGUUAUUGAAGACCAGAUGGCUGGCCUCCUGACUGAAGAGGUCUACCGUCUCCAGAGGAAGAGGACGAUGGAAGAGCGUCAGAACAUACAUCUUUCGUUCGCACCAAAAACAGGCGGAAGCAAGUCAUCCUGUGUUAUAGCAUUUUCUGAUUACUUCACGACAAGCAAUAAAUAAGAUGCGCUUUUCAUUUAGGCGAGAAACUGACUGCAAAAAUUAGUAUUUAAAAACAUUGGUCUUGGCUUUAUUUAUCUUUCUGUUAUUCUUGUAAUACUUUUACUCUUACGUAAUAAACGUGUGGAUUCAUGCCGACAACUGUUAUAUUUCAA